CCGAACGGAGCAAAUGAUUUUUAACAAAUUUCAUUAACAUCAGAGGUCCGUAAUCAUUCAAGCAUCGCGUUUCGUAACUGGCCUGACGAUACCUUUCACGCUGGCCACUCUCAGCCAUUCGAAAGACUCCCGAUGCACAUUUACCUGCAGUUCACCUGACGCGACCUCAAAUAACAUUCAUAAAACUGCGUGAAAAGUGUCCUCAAAAGCAACUCAAACAAACCGUGAUUCAAUUUAAAACUAACAAAAUUAGAACGGAAUUAUAAGUCGGUUCAGACCUGUGGACAGUUUGUGCUUGUGGACAUUUGGUGGCUGCGAGAAACCACCAAAAUGAUCGACGAACAGCAUCCCAUGCAAAUUGGCCUAUUUCCAAUGGACAUCAAAUGUCAACAGCAGCAUCACCAACACCAGCACCACCCACAGCAGCAGCAGCAGCAUGUAACUGGAGCUGGACACACGCAGCAGCCGGCCGCAGGACCCAUUGCAAUGGGGCACAAUCAACUGCUGUUGCACGGAAAUGAGCGCAUGUUAACAAUACCAGCAGCAGCAGCAACAACUACAACAGCAGCAACAACAGCAACUGCGUCCUGUCAGCCAACAGCCAGCAAGACAGCAGCAGGAGCAGCAGCAGGAGCCGCCAACUCCCACAAUGACAAAAUGGCGUCAGCCAGCCGAAAUGUCAACGGAAGUUGUAUCAACCACAGCAGCAGCAUGGCCACCGCACAACAGCAAGCUCUGACGAUGACAAUGGCUAGACAGGGACCGGGGCCGGGUCCGCCAAUGCAGCUGAGCCAACGCGUCACCUUGGGCGAAUGCAGUCUCAAUGACUUGGAUGGCUUUUCAGCGUCGACGGCGCCGCCGACAUCCUCAACAGCACCGCACACACCGCAAGCGCCUCAGCUUCAGCAGCAGCACACGGUCAUGGGCAUGGCCAUGGGCGGGGAUUUGGCCAUGGGCAUGGGCAUUAGCAUGGGCCCAGCGCUCAACCAGUGCACCUACUGCUGCCAGCCAAUUUGUGAUCGUUAUAUCAUGCGAGUGGUGGACAACUCGUUUCACGAGGGUUGCCUCAAGUGCACCGCCUGCUCGCUGCAUCUGGUACACUCCUGCUAUGCGCGGGACGGCAAGCUCUACUGUCGCAUUGACUACGAAAGACUCUACUUGCGUAAUCGUUGCCUUGGCUGCGGCCAUAAGAUUGCCGCCGAUGAACUUGUGAUGCGCUCGCAAGAGAAUAUCUUCCAUCUGAAGUGCUUUGCCUGCGUCGUCUGUGGGGCGCUGCUCAAGAAGGGCGAGCAGUACGUGGUCAAGCAGGGACAGCUCUUCUGCCGCUUCGACUACGAGAAGGAGGUGGAGAUGCUACAGGGCUAUGAUUAUUAUGGCGAUGACCUGUUCCCACCUAAAAUGGAUGGACGACGAGGCCCCAAACGACCACGUACCAUACUGAAUACCCAGCAGCGGCGUGCCUUCAAAGCGUCCUUUGAAGUAUCACCCAAGCCCUGUCGAAAGGUGAGAGAGAAUCUAGCCAAGGACACAGGCCUGAGUCUAAGGAUUGUACAGGUUUGGUUUCAAAAUCAGCGCGCCAAAGUUAAGAAAAUACAGAAAAAGGCUAAACAGGAGCCGCCUGCAAAGGGUGUCAGCGAUUCGCACUCACAGGACUCGCAGGAGUCGCAUGACAGCAGCUUGACAACCAAAAUCAAGGAUGAAGCGCACAGUGAUAGCGAGUCGCAACAGGAGUCGCCAUUCUCCACAAACUCUGACGGACUGACGAGGCUGCGUUGCAACAUCAAGGACGAACAGGAGCAGGGCACUCUAAGCUGCAUGGAAACCAACAAGGAAAACUGCAACAAGAACAGUGAGCCCAUCCUGAACACCAUCCUUGGCCUGAGCUAUGCCACAUUUCAGCAGCUGAUGGGUCCCUUUACGCAAACGCCAAUGAUCAAUCCGAUCGAUCGGCUUUAUAGCAUGCAGAGCUCCUAUUUCAGGCCCGAGGAGCUGGGCGCCUACGGCGAAUGCGGCGGUGGCAGCAGCAAGGAAUCCAUGGACCACUAGUCUCGCCUGCAGAUUGCAACAAUUUUAAGCCAAAAUCAAAAUUAGUAUUUGUAAAAUAAACAAAAUGUUAAUGUGCUAGAAACUCGCUUGAGAUAGUGGUGCGGAACCGUUCGCCAAAUGCAGCAGCACGUGCAGGACCCAAACCCGAGCACGAGCACGAUCC
Messenger RNA from Drosophila montana, 2209 nucleotides. RefSeq names its product LIM homeobox transcription factor 1-beta. Gene Ontology annotation, cellular component: nucleus. Gene Ontology annotation, molecular function: DNA-binding transcription factor activity, RNA polymerase II-specific; RNA polymerase II transcription regulatory region sequence-specific DNA binding. The transcript has 6 exons. Lineage: Eukaryota; Metazoa; Arthropoda; Insecta; Diptera; Drosophilidae. Bases 331 to 2046 code for a protein of 571 amino acids. The record is from RefSeq and is a predicted model, not a curated record. Gene Ontology annotation, biological process: regulation of transcription by RNA polymerase II; neuron differentiation.